AUGCCUCCGUCAUCCGCUACUGGAUUCUUGAAUCAUCCCGACCAGUCAAACCUCCCUUCCAGACCAAUUGCUACAAACCCUAACGAAAUAGCUGACUUCUUCAAUACCUACUUCGCCUCCGUAUUUACAUCCGAAAACCUCACUGUUCAACAUCCUAACAGGACAGAUCCAGUUUUAACUGAACUCAAAGUAACUGAGUUAGAGGUAGAAACUUUACUUAACUCCCUUGAUACUAACAAAGCAACCGGAUCGGACGAAAUCCCAGCGAGACUUCUAAAAGAAACCGCCUCAAUAAUCACUCCCUCCAUCUGCAAACUAUUCAACAAAUCAUUGCAACAAGGAACGGUGCCACAAGAUUGGAAACUAGCGAACGUUGUUCCCGUUUAUAAGAAAGGUGACAAAGAAUACACAGAGAAUUACAGGCCAAUUUCUCUCCUGCCAAUUCUUUCGAAAGUUCUAGAACGGUACAUUUUCAUGAACAUUCGACAACACUUUUCUGGGAUAAUUUAUGAUCACCAGCACGGAUUCCUCCAAGGAAAAUCUUGUGUGACUAAUUUGUUAGAAGCAUUAGAUUACAUCGGCGCCUGUCUGGACAAGGGAGGGCAGGUAGAUAUGGUAUACCUGGAUAUGUCAAAAGCGUUUGACCGAAUCAACCAUAAGCGAUUGACGCAGAAAUUAGCAAAUUCGGGUAUUGGCGGUAACCUACUAAAAUGGUUUCAAUCGUACUUGACUGACCGUCGUCAACGUGUUACUGUACUUCGUGUAACAUCGAAGUCUCUACCAGUUUGUUCAGGCGUUCCACAGGGGUCAAUACUCGGUCCUACACUGUUUCUUCUUUACGUGAAUGACCUACUCGAAGCAUCCACGUCCAGUCGAGCUGCAAUGUUUGCCGACGACACCAAGAUAUUCUCCGCAAUUCAAUCACAGAACGAU
Molecule: messenger RNA, 933 nt
Organism: Paramuricea clavata
Lineage: Eukaryota; Metazoa; Cnidaria; Anthozoa; Malacalcyonacea; Plexauridae
Source: the annotation of a GenBank genome assembly